This is a messenger RNA of Carassius auratus (goldfish), 1747 nucleotides long. RefSeq names its product glutamate-cysteine ligase, modifier subunit (gene gclm). Bases 160 to 981 code for a protein of 273 amino acids. The record is from RefSeq and is a predicted model, not a curated record. Gene Ontology annotation, cellular component: glutamate-cysteine ligase complex. Gene Ontology annotation, biological process: glutathione biosynthetic process. NCBI's taxonomy places the organism in Eukaryota, Metazoa, Chordata, Actinopteri, Cypriniformes, Cyprinidae. Gene Ontology annotation, molecular function: glutamate-cysteine ligase catalytic subunit binding; enzyme regulator activity. The transcript has 7 exons.
UAACCACCUCCUCUCUACUUGAAUGAACUGCAAGUGCAAAGUCAUAUUACACUCACUGUUUAGUGCACUUGAGAGAGAGAGGGAAACGUACCCGAGGGCAUUCUACGGUUAAUAGUUACACAGACAACACUUGUUUCCAGUCACCGAUUUUCACGGACAAUGGAGCCUCAUGUAAACGCGAAGCGGCUUUUUAAUCACGCGACAACACUGAAGCUUCACACGGGGAAUUUAGUCAACCGCAGUCGACUUAAGAAGAAAUGUCCGUCUUCACCCAGUGAGGAGCUGCAAGACUGCAUCCAAGGCACACUGAGCGAGUGGUUUGCUGCAGUGUCGUCAUCUCUUGACUCUGAGCUUCCCAGCACUCUGGACUGCACUAUUCCCGAAAACACAGAGGCCAUCACUCCAGAGGAGAGAGAGGAGCUGAAAGUGUCUGUCAAGCUUUUUCUCACUGAGUCGGACUGUUCAUCCAUCAGAAGUGCGGUGGACAUGGCUUGUCUCUCGUUAGGCGUAUCUCAGUUGGACUCUGUGAUCAUUGCUCCACCUCCUCUCCCCGAGGGUGAGGCACAGAUGCUGACCCACCUGCAGCCGCUGUGGGAGGAACUGGAAAGUCUUGUGCACAGCCAGAAGAUCGCUGCCAUCGGCACGUCCGACUUGGACAAAACUCUUCUAGAGCAGCUGUAUAACUGGGCUCAGGUAAAGCCAAGUAGUAAUCAGGUGAAUCUGGCCUCGUGCUGUGUGAUGCCUCCAGACCUCACUGCAUUUGCUAAAGAGUUCGACAUACAAUUGCUUACACACAAUGACCCUAAAGAGCUAAUCAGUGCAGGAGGCUUCCAGGAAGCUGUGCAGGGGAGCAGUAAGGACCUGCAGGUGGACGAUUGGAGGCUGGAGUGGGUCUUACGGUACUCCAUCAUAGUCAAGAGCAGAGGCAUCAUAAAAGCAAAAGGCUACAUUGUUCAUGCUAAAAAGGGCAACAACCUUUAACAUAUCCAGUUCGAACAAGGCACAUAAAAAUGUCCGGAGCUACUAAAUUUUUACAGGCAUUUUACAGGUUCAAGACUUCAUUGAAUCUGAAUUUUCAAUAGAACAAAAAUUCACUCACUUUUUCCUCAUGAUUUAGAAUAUUUAGACAGCUACCUGUUCGGGUAGAUAAAUGCAAAGUGCCUCUUGUUUUCCUGACCUGGCCUGGUUUAACUCUCUGUACAAAACAAUGGUUGAUAGGACAAGAUGCUUCAAAUACCAUAAGAUUGUUUUAUUAAACAUUUUCUGUUUUAUUUUAAAAAGUUAACCACUUUUUUUUUUAAAGAGUGGGCCACAUAGUUGUAUUUUUCACUUUCAAUUUUAAUGUCAAAUUUUGAGUCCUGCUGGCAUUUAAAGUUUGUCUAAUUUAUUUUGAUCGAUGCUUUGCUUGGAAUGUUAUCUAAAUGUUUUCCUAGCUGUUUUCAACAGAUGAUUCUAUCUCUUUUGCAUCCCUUUGUAAACAAAAUGACUUGCUUAUCUGAUAAAAAGAAAUAUUCAAAUAUGUGACUGUAUGGGAGGCUGUAAACAUGCAUGGCAUGAACGGCAUUAACUCAUUGUAUAUAAGAACACUGGAAAAUUCCACACUUGGAGAAAAAUAAUGAUUAUAGUUCCAGUAUCCAACGAAUAGUCAGAAUAUAUAUUUUUACCUGUGUUAUUUAUUCAUUGUAAUGACGAUUCAUUUUGGAGCCAAUCAUAUAAUACAGUUUUUUUCUUUCAUGUACUGUACAUG